AUGGGGGAACGAGGAAACAACAGUAAAGAAAGCAAAAACACGGAGAUGAAGGACAAAGUUCAAAUCGCAACUCAGAAUCUUGGGGAUCCUCUGACUCUUCAGUCCUCGGACCAUCCAGGUAUGGUUUUAGUAUCUGCUCCUCUGGUAGGGACAAACUUUAGAUCCUGGCAUAGAGCCAUUAGGAUAGCCCUAGGAGCUAAACAGAAACUCGAAUUUAUAGAGGGUACCGUUACAGUGCCUGAUAAAGAAUCUGAUUCGUAUGAACAAUGGAAGCGGUGUGACUUUAUGGUCACAUCCUGGAUUUUGAACUCUAUAUCCAGAGAGUUGGUAGAUGGUUUCAUUUACACAGCCUCAGCCAGAGAUCUCUGGCUUGAAAUCACAGAAAGAUUUGGUGAAUGUAAUGGCACCAUGAUCUAUGAGCUGAGAAGGAAAAUAUCCUUGAUAUCUCAAGACAAUGCCUCUGCAUCUGUCUAUUUCACAAAAUUAAAGGGGCUUUGGGAUGAAUUGGGGUCAAUGGAAACUCUCCCACCAUGCACAUGUGGUGCAUCAAAGGCAAUAGAUGAGCUGAAUAAUAGAAAUAGGUUAAUGCAAUUCCUUAUGGGAUUGAAUGAUGCCUACGGGACAGUUAGAGAUCAGAUCCUAGGCAUGGAUCCUUUGCCCUCUGUGAAUAAAGCCUAUUCUAUGGUACUCAAAUUUGAGUCUCAGAAGGACAUUCUGGGAAGUAUAAAUGGGAACACUGAACCUUUAGUCCUGAUGAAUAGGACGCAGAAACAAUAUCAAGGAAGGCAGAAAAGGCCUGACCAGAAAAAGGGACACUGUUCCUACUGUGACAUGGAUGGACAUGUCAGAGAGGGUUGUUUCAAGCUAAUAGGAUACCCUGAAUGGUUUAAGACAAAAACCAAAAAUAAUGGACAAUUCUCCAAAACAACCAGAACCAUAGGCCAUGACAAGAGAGUUGUGGCAGCUGUUGAAGCCCCCCAAACAGAAAGGACACCCCAUUGA
This is a messenger RNA of Manihot esculenta (cassava), 1002 nucleotides long. RefSeq lists its product as uncharacterized. The transcript has a single exon. The record is from RefSeq and is a predicted model, not a curated record. Lineage: Eukaryota; Viridiplantae; Streptophyta; Magnoliopsida; Malpighiales; Euphorbiaceae. The coding region runs from base 1 to 1002 and encodes 333 amino acids.